This is a messenger RNA of Clonostachys byssicola, 744 nucleotides long. The record is from the annotation of a GenBank genome assembly. Lineage: Eukaryota; Fungi; Ascomycota; Sordariomycetes; Hypocreales; Bionectriaceae.
AUGAUCUUCGAUCCUGCACUAGAUGACUAUAUUGACUAUAGCCUAACUAACGAAGCAGAUGACCAGAAGCGAAGCAAUGAAGCAACUGAUGGUCGUCUAUUUUCGCGUGACGCAAUUAAUUCGCGAGCUGGAAGCCCUUCCACCUUCCUGGAACAUGAAUCUUUUGAUGUUGCCCAGGACCAAGAGGGCGAUGGACCAGCAUCUAAGCCGCCCUCGAGCUCACACACAUCCCCAAUGCAUCUCGCUGUCGCUUAUCGCACUGAUGCUGCCGAUUCCGAACUAGAGAAGUCCAUUUAUGGCAGAACGCUGCCAACGUUUGAUUAUACCGCCUUCCCCCUUGCAGACGAACAUAACAUGUUUGCACCAAGGGUGAAGGACGUUGGCCCUUAUCAUUUCUGGUCAUGCAAGUCACAGCAGACCCUUCCCAGGAUCAACGAGGUAUUACGAAACACCGCAUGGAGCGAUGAAACACCCGACGAUUCCGGGUUGCAACGCCCAACUUCAAUCCACACGCCAUAUCCCUUGAAUAGUUUGGUUCAAAAUAACGAGAACUCUCAUUUCCAAUUUAGCAAAAAAGGUGAAAUAGCAGCUUCAGAUCUACCUUCUUACGACGGACCAAACUUUCGUGAGCACCCAUUAUACAAAGAUGCAGCGAUCGGCAGUGAUCAGUUGUACCACUGUCCCUGGGAGGGGAAGGCCGACUGUAACCAUGUCCCAACCGAUGCGAAAUGCACUUACAAGUGA